GACAGACGUAGAGGUCAAUUAUUAUGGUUGUCAUUUCACUCCCAAAAUCAAAAUAUGAAUAGGAUGCGUUUGUUUUGAUGUUUACGUUUAUUUAAAUUAAUUAUAAAUUCAAAAUAAUUACUUUGCAAUAAAUAAGACUACCAAGAAAUUUUAGUUUCUAGCGUAUUGUUUAAGACUGGCUAAAAGUGCAAAUUAGUUCUCGUUAGUGCUUGGUAUGUUUGGCAGGUGUAAAUGUUAAAAGUGUAAUUUAUGAAAUUAUUUACAAAUUGCAAGAUACACGAAAAUACUUUAUAUUUGAUCAUCAGCUAUUACUAAAAGGAUACGUUUACAUUGUAUUAACAGGCAAUACUUCAAUUGCAAUAUUAUAACACCGGAGUAUUCAGCUGACAUGGUGACGUAUCUCUUUUAAAAUUGCGAGAUGUACAGAAAUAGAACGAACGUCAUUUUCCCUUGAAGAUUUUUUCGAUAUUCACAAGUUAAUUAUGGUAUCUUGGUUUUUAAAGCAAGGAAAAAGAAAUGAAGUUAACAAGUAGUGCUGUAUGAAGGGAAAUAUCUCUUUUGUUAUGGAAGAAGAAAAUAAUGAACUAGAUCCCCGAAUUCAAAUUGAGCUAGAAAAACUCAACACGGAAACAGAUGAGAUUAAUAAACUUGAACUUGAGUUAGAUGAAGCUAAUACAGCUUUUCGUAUGAUACUGAAUGACUCUUCUAAAAAGCUUAAAGCACUUUCAAAAAAAAUUGGAGUGUCAAUAAAUCGUUCGAGGCCAUAUUUUGAUGCUCUUGAUGUUGCAAAGAAGGCCCAACAAGAAUGCCAGAAGGCAGCCAUAGCAUUCCAAAGAGCAAAUGAAAUUCAUGCUGCUGCUAAAGAAACUGUUGCUUUAGCAGAACAGAGAUUUAUGAGCAAUCGCCAUGAGUGGCAGUUUGAUAAUGCAUGGCAAGAAAUGCUCAACCAUGCUACAAUUAAGGUUAUGGAGGCUGAACACCAAAAAGCGGAAAGUGGAAAAGAACACCAGAAACGAGCCACUUUGUUUGAAGCAGCCAAACAGAAGGUACAUGAACUAGAUGAUCGUCUUCAUAGGCAUAUACUCAAAUCGAGGCCAUAUUUUGAGCAAAAAACCCUCUGUGAACAACAACUAAAUACCCAAAAAGAAGUAAUUGAAUCAUUACAACAUCGUAUAUUUAAUGCGAAGAAGUCGUAUGCAGAAGCAUUAAAAAAGCUUGAGCAAAUAUCCAACGAAAUACAUAUGAAACGUAAAGGGCUGAACGCUAAUGAAGAUUUGGAAAGUGAUAUUUUAAAUAAACCUCGAGAGCCUGGUGUAGGGGCAGAACUCGGCAAUUUGGAAGAACAGGGUUCUAAAUCAGCAUCCACUUGGUCUAAACAUCCUCCAUUACCCAAUAUCAGUUUUGAACUAGACAAAUGUGAAAUCAGAAGCAUGGCAUCUUUGGAGACUACAGGUUCUUCUUUUAGUGAAAAAGAUGAUGUAGAAGUUGAAGAUGUUGAUGAUCUUCGGCUUAAAGUUAAACAACUGGCUACAAGGCCUAUUGAUGGAGGAGAAGGCAAAAGUACUGAUGAGCAUUGGGAGUCUGAAUUGAAAAACACUGUUGACAAACUCGAUCAUAUGUUACUCAUGCAAGAAUGCGCUAAAGAAUUGGAUAGCUAUAAAUCAAAACGAAAAAGGGAAUUUGUCCAUAAUGAUUGAAUUUAAUUUAAUUGCGGUUCAAAUUUCUGUUUUAUUUUAUUGUUAGUGUCUGUUUAUAUUUUAUUUUUCUAUUUUGUGCAUUGGUAUUUAGCACUAAUUUUGUGGAUUUCUUUCAGUAUCCAAUUUCUUUUUUUUUUUAUUUAUUUCCAAGUACCUGUACUAUUUCUUAUACAUUUU
Molecule: messenger RNA, 1874 nt
Organism: Agrilus planipennis (emerald ash borer)
Lineage: Eukaryota; Metazoa; Arthropoda; Insecta; Coleoptera; Buprestidae
Gene: pcs
Product: SH3 domain-binding protein 5 homolog
Exons: 6
Coding region: 540-1697 (385 amino acids)
Biological process (GO): intracellular signal transduction; negative regulation of protein tyrosine kinase activity
Cellular component (GO): cytoplasm
Molecular function (GO): protein kinase inhibitor activity
Source: RefSeq, a predicted model, not a curated record